CCUAUUGAACCAACGAAGAAGGAUGUUGUGAACAAGGAAGUUGAUAUUUUACAGGAAGCCAGCGUAAGCUCCCUUUUGUUUUGUUUUGUCUUGAUUUUCUGUAAUGAAUUGGUGGCCAUUUGUCACAACAACAGUUUGCAACAUAGAUUUUAGUUAAUUUGGUUUCGUCACCAUUAAGUUGAAUUUAUUGUAUGACAUUCGUCGUUGGCUGAGCUUCACGCGCUAACAACAAAGCUAACAGGCCCGAAGGCCACCAGUCAAUUGUCUGCGCGUAAGUCACUUAAUAUCAUCGCUUUUGUAUAAAGCAGCUAGUUCUAGGAUCAAACGGUGUUUGUAAAUAUUAGAUACGAUUAGAACAAAGCGCCCUGACCGCUGUCAUACGUCCAUCGCCCGCGUAACGUUCGCUGUACCGGCCAACUGUUUUAUUUUUUUGGCUGGUCAGGUGACCAACAGUACCAACGGAUAGUGUAGUGCGGUCACACAUAACGUUACUGUAAAUCAUAGAAAAACCGAAAACACAACAAUUUCUAGGCAGAUCGAAUGACCAUGUAUGCCCCGCCGGGUUCUACUGUCCCCGGAGGCCGGAGGAGGAGAGGGGGCACCUCCGUCCCCAAGCAGGCGGAGCGCAGCCUGGUGUCCGCUCUGCCCGGAGCUCUGUCCAUCACGGCGCUGUGCACGGCUCUCGCAGAACCGGCCUGGCUCCGGGUUCAUGGAGGCACGUGCCCGAGACAAGAACUGGGGGUGGCGGAUGUCCUGGGCUACAUUGACCCCAAGCUUCUGGACGAUUACUGUGUGAAUCCACAGACCAUCUUGCUGAUGAGGGUGAUUGCUGCCUUUUGUUUCCUGGGCAUCCUGUGCAGUUUGAUUGCCUUCCUCUUAGAUGUGUUUGGACCCAAACACCCUGCCCUAAAGAUCACACGCAGAUAUGCGUUUGCACACAUCCUCACAGUGUUGCAGUGUGCUACCGUCAUAGGCUUCUGCUACUGGGCUUCGGAGCUAAUCCUGUCACUACAGCAGCAACACAAAAAGUACCACGGCUCUCUCAUAUACGUCACAUUUGCCAUCAGUUUCUACCUGGUGGCAGGGGCGGGCGGAGCCUCCAUCCUCGCCACAGCGGCAAACCUGCUGCGCCAUUACCCCACGGAGGAAGAGGAGCAGGCUCUAGUGUUGCUCUCGGAGAUGGAGGACAGCAGUGAAACGUAUCCCGCUGACUAUGACAUUGCCAAUCAGUUUCAGCCGCCGCCUGCCUACACGCCGUAAUGCCGCCGGGCUGGCCUUGUUAAUCCUCGCUUCUUUCUCAGCACGGCUAUUGGCUGGAGGAGCAAAGUACCACUCUUAUCAAAUGGAUACCUUCGCAAAUACUCUCCAUAAUGAACACAGCGUGCACACUUAGUGCACAAACUCUUUGAGUGACAGUGCUUGGGUGCAUGGAAGCUUUCUUUUGUGGUGGCAAUUAGGAUACAGUUUUUACUUUCACCACUCAAAUCUUUAGUGAUUUGCAUGUAAAUGUUUUUUUCAAACUGCAAGAGUGCUUAACAUGGCUCAUCGGUAAUUGACGAAACAGCCGCAGCCCAAUCAGGGCCGAUGACAGUAUUGACGGCGGGUUGUCGGCAGAUCAGCAGCGGUUGUAUUGCGCUCGGUCCGCGUGUGAAAGUUUUCUUAAACCUAAUUUUGUUUUUAUUUUUUUAUAUGCUUGCAGUGCGUCUAACUUUAUUUUCCUAAAACAUGAAAAAUGUAGAAAGAUACUAAGAUUUUUGACAUUUAUUUCAUAUAAAUUAUCAAAUGGACCUGGUUAUUUAUUUAGUUUUCUUUGGAGACUUUGUUUCUUGUGUCGGUAGACGCCCGUCACUGUUAGUCUUAGGUAAUCACAUCUCUACUUGAAGCAAGACAACUGUCAAAAUAGGAGCCCACUUUGUGGUGUUUUAAAAAGGAUUGUGGCAUGUAUAGUGUUGGAGAGCCAGCAGCAACGCAGGAUUUGAGAAACAUGUCUAUGUUUUACAAUGAGAGACAUUUAGUUAUUCAUGUCAUGUUUCUUGUAUUUUAUUUUUAUUAAGAAAACUUUUCUGUACUUUGUGAUUGUUUCCGUACGUGUUUGUUUUAUGCAUGAGUUCUUUUGUGUGCACAUUUUAAACCUUCAGGCAGAAUCGUAUGAGAACAUCUCGCAGCCAGCUGAGGCUUAAAAUUGUGAUUGACGUGGUGACUAGUUGGUUGUAUAUUGUUCUGUUUAUUCAUUUCCGCAUUUCGUUUCUCUUAUUGUCAACAUAUGCUUUCAUCUCCUGUAUGUAAAUAUUGAUUGUUUCUACAUAAAAAGUGGUCAUAAUAAAGAUUAAUGCCAUA
Molecule: messenger RNA, 2337 nt
Organism: Gasterosteus aculeatus aculeatus (three-spined stickleback)
Lineage: Eukaryota; Metazoa; Chordata; Actinopteri; Perciformes; Gasterosteidae
Gene: tmem127
Product: transmembrane protein 127
Biological process (GO): negative regulation of TOR signaling; negative regulation of cell population proliferation
Cellular component (GO): membrane
Source: RefSeq, a predicted model, not a curated record